GGGACUACCGGUCGUGAUGGCAGCAUGGGUGAGACCAAGAUUACUUGGUGAGACACAGUCGGUGAUACGUGAAGUAAGUUACGGACGAAAGAGGAAUAAUCGAACAACAUUUCGACCUAAAUUCCACGGAUGAACUGUGGGCGAUCCCCCAGCUGACUAACUGAUACAUGUAUGCAUCGACAAAUAGUGUGACGAACGAUGACACGAUGAACGAUGAAACGAACCAUGAAACGAACAACAAACGAUGAAACGAUACAAAAAAGAAAGGUUCCUGCAGCACUGUUUCUUCCGGAAGGCAUUCUGAAACUACCGUCAAUACGAAGGCGUGACCCUCUUGAACAAACUUGUGAAUUCGUAAAGCAUAAUAGGUGGUUAGAUCCGACGUCUGACUUCUCCAGAUGAUUGGUAAUGUGUUCAUCCUAAAGUCCAUACCCAAAGCUAACAGUCAUUAGUGCAACAAAAAUGUUCACAAAAUAUAGGAUGAAAAAUGAAAAUGAAUAGCAAAUACAGCGUGAUAGCCUACGAAACAGGAGAAUUAUAAAGUGCGAAGUUUUAUAACAAAAAAAAAUCAUGUCAGCGCGGAGAAGACAAUUAUAUAGAAAGAAAAACAUGAGGGGGAAACAAAACCAGAAGUUUGUGGCCCUGUUUGCCGUGGUGGCCGCCGCGGCCGCCGGCUCCCCCGGCUACGGACCCACCCCGGCCGUCCGCGCCGCCGCCGCCGCCGCCGCUCCGCUGCCUCUGGUGCGCAUCCUCGAGUCGGAGAGCCACAGCGACGACCAGGGCGGCUACGGGUUCCGCUUCCUCUCCGAAGACGACAUCGAGCGCCAGGAGCAGAGCGCCGACGGCACCGUCACCGGCUCCUACAGCUACCGAGCUCCCGACGGACGGCUCAUCAGCGUGCGCUACGUGGCCAACGCGCUGGGCUUCCGCGCCGAGAGCGACGCGCUGCCGACGCCGGUGCCGACCGAGUACCCGACGCCGCAGGUGCCGUCCACGGAGGCGGCGCCGUCCGUGCGCACCGUGCAGCAGUACUCGGCGCCUGCUGAGCGGCCGGCCGUCCGGCAGCCGGCCGUCGAGUACGAGCCCGUCUACAGCUACCGCGCCGUCACUCAGUAAAAGCGCGCACGCUCAAUGAACGGUUUGAAAAGGAAUGCUUUGAACUCCCUAUAUCCUGCUUGAAUGGUCUCUGACCUGACGGCAUAUUAUUGUCUAUUUAUUGUUCCGUGUAUUUCUGCAUAUUUUGUGGUGAAUGUUUGGUGUUUAUUAGCAUGCAAUAAAAAUGCAAUAAAAAUGAUUGCUCUUAGAA
Messenger RNA from Amphibalanus amphitrite, 1306 nucleotides. RefSeq names its product cuticle protein 7-like. NCBI's taxonomy places the organism in Eukaryota, Metazoa, Arthropoda, Thecostraca, Balanomorpha, Balanidae. Gene Ontology annotation, molecular function: structural constituent of chitin-based larval cuticle. Gene Ontology annotation, cellular component: chitin-based extracellular matrix. Bases 571 to 1116 code for a protein of 181 amino acids. The transcript is spliced from 2 exons. The record is from RefSeq and is a predicted model, not a curated record.